CGGAUUUGAUGCCGCGACGAGCGACAUGGUGAAGUUCUGCGAGGAAUUUCGCGACGGUGGGGGUGGGUCCGGAGCAGACGAGGAUUGUCGGAUUCCUGUUUUAUGGAGUUGGAAUCAACGCAGACCUAGGUUUGAUAUGGAUCCUGAAGCUUCUGUCAAUUGCCGCAGUUGAUGGGAUUGGCGAGUCGGAUUCUUCGACCAGGUGUUGGAAUUUUGCGAAGUGGCAAGGAUUUCAGAGCUUACGCGGCUACGAUGUGCUGAGUAUCUUUUGUGGGUGGCCUAGCCACGAGUUCUGGACGUAGGCUUUCCUAUAGUUGAAUUUUGUGGAUGCGAGACUUGUGUCGAGUUAUGCGUCCUCUCAGUGCAAUUCGUUACGAGUUCGUUUUGUCAAUUUGAACGCGUUUCUCGAAUGCUGUACUGUUGUGCAGAUUGAUACCGUGUGCACAUCGUGAAUUUAAACUGAUCGGGAUGACUUUGGCGUACAUCAGUGUGCCAGAUGCUUAUGGAGUGGUAGAAUCAGGAGUGUUCAGGUCCAAGGUCCUUGAUGUGCACAAUCUACCAUUUCUACUGCACCUUCAGCUAAAAACCAUCCUAUACCUUUCUAACCAAUCUCCCCCUAAAGCAGUUACCGACUUCCUCGACACUAACAAGAUUAAAUUGAUCCAUCUGGGUGUCGGUGUGUGGAAGUCGGAGACCUCAUGGAAACCCAUCAGUGAGGAUCUUAUAAAGGAUGCACUUGAGAUAGUGCUUGAUGUCACCAAUCAUCCAAUCCUCGUAAUGUGCUCGGGGGAUAUACAUACAACAGGCACAGUUGUAGGCUGUCUACGCCGUUUGCAGCAAUGGAGCUUAACUCCCAUCUUAGAGGAGUACAGGCGCUAUGCCAAGAGCAAGGCUCAAUACGCUAACGAGCAGUUUAUGGAGCUCUUUGAUGAGGAUCUUGUGACGCUGCCAGAGCAUUUACCGGAAUGGUUCAUCGACCAGCGUCGGAUGAUGGUAUUUGACGAUUUGGGGAGAUCGGUUAAGCUGGAGGAAGAAGAAGCUGAGUUUGCAGAGCAAAUGCGCCGAGAACAAGCCUCUGAACUUGGUGCACAAUUGCAAGGAGUCAUGUUUACUCAAGGAGAAACGACCAAUGAGGCACAGGCAAUUGCAGAAACUGAAAAACCCAAAGUUGUCUUGACAACAAGUGCCGACACACCUGGUUACAGGAAGUAUUACUACUCAUCAAGUAGCCCUCUGACAACAGAACCUCGGGCAUACAAACGAAAAAUCAUUGGCAAGGUUUGAUUAAACUCAGACAUGGUUUCUUCUUAAUUUGGUGCUCUCCUAUUCCUAGUAUAGAUUGUGAUUCUUGGAUUAUGUGUAUAUGAGUGCAGUUGCUAUAUGAGCAAAGUUUUGGAACAGUUUGAUUUCAAAGCUUCGACAAGUAGAACAGCAGCAUGCUGCCUUUAUAACCAUAGUUGACAAUGUUCUAUGAUACCAUGGAGCCCAAGUCUGUCUUGUAUAGGUGAAUAUGGUUUAACUUUAAUUUAGAUGCUGGCUGUUAUCAACGUAUUUAUCUUGCUCACGAGAUUGUUAGUGAUACUUUAAUCCAUUUUUAUUGAGGGCAACUCUCUCAACUUCCGCAAGUCA
Physcomitrium patens is the source of this 1629-nucleotide messenger RNA. RefSeq lists its product as uncharacterized. The record is from RefSeq and is a predicted model, not a curated record. Gene Ontology annotation, molecular function: phosphatase activity. NCBI's taxonomy places the organism in Eukaryota, Viridiplantae, Streptophyta, Bryopsida, Funariales, Funariaceae.